GGACAGUUGAAGGCGGCGAUGGCCGACGCAGGUGGGCCGUGGCGGCUCAUGUCGUCGCUGCGGAAGCGCAAGUUCUUUGAAGAAGCCAACAAGCUGUACCCGCUGCGUCCACCGGCCGGCGAGCCCAAGACGGACCUGUUUGACUUUUUGCUGGCCACCAUGGGGCGGCCCCACAACGACCCAAGCUUCGGUUGCAUGCUUGGCCCAUGUGACGACUUUGUCGCCGAGACACGCCCCGAGACAGAGGCCGCACCUCGUCCAGCGGUAGUACACGACUUGGACUUGGUGCCAGAGACGCGCUGCUUUGACGAGCCGGCGGCGGUCGUCGCCGCCGAUAGCAUCGUGCCCGAGACGCGCUCCGAGGGCGGGCGCCACGACGAUGACGAGAUUGUACCCGAGACGGUGGACAUCGCGCCGACCACACGUGAAAGCAUCGGUGGCGCUGACGCGCUACACGAGUCAAUCUCAUCGUCGUCGUCGUACGCCGCGUCCGUGACCUUUGGCGGCCCCAACGACAUGAGCUUGAACUCGAGCUCGCAUAGCUGUGCGACGCUCGAUGACAGCUUUGCGGCAUUUCCAUCUGCGUACCAGCACCUGCCGACGCCGACGCCACCGGCCGAGACGCUUCGGUCUCCGACGCCGCUCACGCAAGCCGUCGCGACGCCGCCGCUUGCCGACUACUUUGACACAGACCACUACACGGAGCUCGUGCCGUGCUAUGUCCUCUACGCGGCGCACUGCAACCUCCAUGACGCGCACUUGUCACAUCCGCACUUGCUCUUCUGCGCCCAAGUGCUGGACCAGUAUCUCGCGUCAAAAGAGCUCAUGCACGGCUACAUUCGGCGAGCCUGCGAGAUUGCGCGCGUCGUCUUUGCAUCGCGUUGGGCAAGGCGCCUCGAUGCGUUCACCAAGGACAUUGACAUCCGCGACUACACGGAGCGCGGGCGGUCCAUACCCGGUGUGUGUGCCCCGGUGUGGCACAUCAUUGCCGCGCAUUGGCACCAUUACAAGGCCCACGUGCUCCAUUCGGACGAGUUUUACCUCGGCGACACGUCCGCGACCACUCGGGCGGACCCCGGGGCCCACUGCCGGCACGUUACGUCGGCGUACUUUGCCGCCGACGGCCAUCUUCGCGACGACGCCAUGCGACGCAGUGUCUAUGGCGGCAGUGAUGUCGGUGCGCACUACAUGACGCUGGUGCCCCGGGAUGCGAGCAACCGACGACGCGACACGGACGACCUGCCGCAGCGCAUGUACCUGCCGCAAGAGAGCUUGAGCUUUGCUUUCAAGCAGCUCGAGGCCAACUUGCGCGUGGCCGACCCGCAGGUGACCAUGUACCCGAUGGGCACGUUCGCCCGCGGUGGGCUCUACGGCUCGGUCCUCGACGUGUUGCUGCUACCGACGCCGGCGCGGCCGAGCAUCCACGACGUUGUUGCAGCGCUCGAGGUGGCGCACGUACUCGAACCCGGCGCGGUUCGGUCGGUCUCGGCCCACCGCCUUCUCGCGCCGAUUCGGUUCAAGCACAUUCGACUGCUCCUGGACCUGAAGAUGUACCCGCCGCCCAUGGCGUACGCCGCCAUGAUCUACUUUACUGGUCCCCAAGUGUUUGGUCAACACGCGUUCCGCUCCGUCUUGCCUGCGUGCGGCGACGACACGCGCUUCGAGACCGUCUACGAGACGCUGCGGACGAUGCACGGGCCGACGCGCCUCGACCAAGUCCUCGACGAGCAGGACAUGCUGGUGCUCCUCGGCCACACCGUGUACCAGCCGCCAUUGCAUCGCUUGUAGUCUGUCCUGAUCCAUGCCAAAAUGUGGUCGACCUUGCGCCAUCCUAUUCCGAGAGAACGCGAAAGAUCAUACUGGACGGUACACGACACUGUAUUGAAACGA
Saprolegnia diclina VS20 is the source of this 1890-nucleotide messenger RNA. RefSeq lists its product as hypothetical. The record is from RefSeq and is a predicted model, not a curated record. The transcript is spliced from 2 exons. Lineage: Eukaryota; Oomycota; Saprolegniomycetes; Saprolegniales; Saprolegniaceae. Bases 19 to 1788 code for a protein of 589 amino acids.